Solea senegalensis (Senegalese sole) is the source of this 3378-nucleotide messenger RNA. RefSeq names its product sarcalumenin (gene srlb). The transcript has 7 exons. Gene Ontology annotation, molecular function: GTP binding. The coding region runs from base 28 to 1479 and encodes 483 amino acids. The record is from RefSeq and is a predicted model, not a curated record. NCBI's taxonomy places the organism in Eukaryota, Metazoa, Chordata, Actinopteri, Pleuronectiformes, Soleidae.
ACUAUCAGAGUUCUCCUGGCAGCCAUCAUGAAGGGUACAGUCUCGAUCUGCUGUUUCCUCUCCCUGCUGAUAUUGCAGGCCACAGCAGAAGAAGAAGAAGAUGUCACCUCUGUUCUAAGAGACAAGUCUCACAUCGACGAGACGCUGCGCCUCGCAAGUGAGGAAAAAGCAAGAGACUAUGCAGCGGCUUUGGAGAGGUUGCGGAAGAUCUACCACACGUCCAUCAAGCCGAUGGAACAAGCCUACAAGUACAAUGAGCUGAGGCAGCACGAGAUCUCAGCCUACCCCGGACGAACCCUGGGUGAAUCAGCCACAGAUGGAGAGAUUACCUCCAAACCCAUGGUGCUCUUCCUGGGACCCUGGAGCGUUGGAAAGUCCACAAUGAUCAAUUACCUCCUGGGCUUGAACGACAGCCCCUAUCAGCUCUACACAGGAGCUGAGCCUACUACCUCUGAGUUCACUGUUAUUACGCAUGGGGAGAAGAUCCGCUCCGUCGAGGGUAUAGUCAUGGCUGCCGACAGCUCUCGCUCUUUCUCGCCCCUGGAGAAGUUUGGCCAAAACUUCCUUGAAAAGCUGAUCGGUAUUGAGAUGCCUCACAAGCUGCUGGAGCGUGUGACUUUUGUGGACACACCAGGAAUCAUCGAGAACCGGAAGCAGCAGGAAAGAGGCUAUCCUUUCAAUGAUGUUUGCCAAUGGUUCAUUGACCGUGCUGACCUGAUCUUUGUGGUGUUUGACCCCACCAAGCUGGAUGUUGGCCUGGAGCUGGAGAUGCUCUUCCGACAGUUGAAAGGUCGCGAGUCCCAGAUCCGCAUCAUCCUAAACAAGGCUGACAAUCUGGUCACCCAGGACUUGAUGAGAGUCUAUGGAGCACUCUUCUGGAGCUUAGCCCCGCUCAUCAAUGUGACUGAACCCCCUCGUGUCUAUGUCAGCUCCUUUUGGCCAUACGACUACGCGCCCGACACCAGUCGUGAGCUCUUCAAGAGAGAGGAAAUCUCCCUCCUGGAAGAUUUGAACCAGGUGAUUGAAAACCGUAUGGAGAACAAGAUUGCCUUCAUCCGCCAGCAUGGCAUCCGUGUGCGCAUCCACGGCCUGCUGGUGGACCGCUAUGUCCAGACCUUUAAAGAGAAGAUGAGCUUCUUCAGCGACCCUGAACUAGUGUUUCAGGAGAUUGUGGACGACCCAGACAAGUUCUACAUUUUCAAGUCCAUUCUAGCCAAGACCAACGUCAGCAAGUUUGACCUGCCCAACCGUGACGCUUAUCGUGACUUCUUUGGCAUCAAUCCAAUCACCAGCUUCAAACCCCUGUCGGCUCAGUGCUCCUAUAUCGGAGGCUGUCUGCUGGAUAAGAUUGAGAAGGCAAUCACCAAUGAACUGCCCACUCUUCUGAGCAGUAUUAACUCUGGCAAACAGCCUGGUCUGUCCACCUGUGAGGCAACCGGCUGUGGUGAGAAGCCAAAGAAUCGCUACCGAAAGAACUGAGGAGCACAAAAUAACUUAAGUGGGGGAGUGUAAGGAGAAAAGGGAAGUGAAGAGAAGGGGUCUGGUGAUAGCCAACCCUGCUUUUGUCAGAAUGCCUGUAUUGUUGAGGAGACAGAGGAGAUGGGAUUAGUGUUUGUUUUGUUUUUUUCCUCAGGAUAAUAUGGGGAAGAGCAUUUAGGACUUUGGGAAUAAGGCAGAUAGUGGGAUAGGGAGAGUAACUGUUUAACAAGGCAGCUUAAGGACACACGUGUCACUGAUCAACACACGCCCUCCUCUCUCCCUCGCACAAUCACAGUGGACUGUCUGAGAUCUUGGUGUCGAGGAAGUAAUGAUAUGAAGAAAAAUAAAAUGAGAUCAAAUAAAAAUUUCAAAUCCUGAGACUCAAAAAGUCAAAUACCAGCUCCCUUGUAUGUGAAUAAAAUGGGAAAUGUAGAAACCCAAGAUGAAAAAUUCAUGUGGUGCAAUCUUGAGAAUCGCAUUGCAGAAGAUGAAUUCCAUAUGCUUCAGAAGCUGUUUUUGAAGUCGCCUUUGUGGGUGCUAUACAAAGCCUUCGUGUUUGUGUCCAACAUUCAACAGAUAACAUUAGUGCCGCAUGAUAGAUGAUGCAUUAACUUUCCUUCUAACAAACUCGUGUGACUGUUCCUCCUGCUGCUGACACCUGAACCAGCCCUGCCGUGCAGCAAAUGAGGAACUUAGGCCUUUUCUUCCUUAGUUUUAUUUGCUCAUCAGUCGUGGUUGUUGACAACCUGUGAAAUGAGCACUCUGAUGGACGCAGAGGUCAGGGUUCAAGGGUCAGAGUCUUCAGCGUAUUCGUUCUGCUUCACUUCUUCACUCCUCUUAAUGUUUCUGACUUUGUCUAAAAAUGUCCCUUUUUCCUUCAAACCUAUGCUUCCCCGCAUCUUUGGCAGAAUGACCGUAACAGUGAAUUGUAGCUGUAACUAUAGCGACAUAUUUAUUGAUAUUGAUUUGCAGUAUAAACCUUUUCAAUGGGCAUUGAAGUAGGCUCUGUAUCUGUGCACUAAACGCAUCUGCAGCAGAAUUUGACAAUUCACUACAUUAUUGUGACAGUGAAUCUCCGUGCUAAAGGUCAAAGAGAGAGUAGAGGACUCUGGUGGAGGAAAGAAAAACACCUGAAAUACUGACCCUAUGCUUUAACAUAUCAAAGCCUACCUCAGUGAACUCCCCAGAAUGAUGGUAUGGAUAAAUUGUAUAAAAAUGUUCAACCACUUUUUUUCCCUGCCAGGUACAUCACUAGCUUGAGACAUAAAGGUAGGUGGACUUUGUUACCUCUUGAUAGACACGGGGUAACUGUUAACAGUCUGCUAAAAUGCACAAACACGGGGUCCUAAAUCAAGGUACAGGGGAGUAGUAGAAACUCCACAUUAACAAAAACCCUUUAAAUUUGCUUAAAACAGUCUUCCCUCACUUACCUACAUGUUGUACAGCUUUCCCCAACUAAAAUCUGAAGCACAUAAUGAUAAUAACUGACAAACUGAAAGUCACAUUUUGCUUAUCUUCCUCUGUUUCUCUGAGAGUGAGUGUUUUCCACAGGGUGUGUUUGUUAUGCUCACACUGCAGGUCCAGGACAUGCCCACUAGAGAGUGCUGUGUAAAUGUGUAAAAAGUUAGAGUGGAGACAAAUGCCCCCAUGAUGCAGCAGUCUUCAGUGGAGUUCAAGCUUGGGCUGAUGGCGUUGUGUGCUUGUGCUUUUUGGUAUAUUUCAGUAUCAGAUAUCUUAAUUUACUGGUGAAUUAGAUUCGGAAUGGAUGUGUGUCCCAUUAAAGCAGUUGUUGAUUCACUUUUUUGUUUUGUUUUAGUAAAUUAAAUUAAUCUUGGCCCGCUUUUCUUUUCUUUUUUUUUUUUGGAAGCUUGAUCAUCAAGAAUAAACAUUUGUGACUGA